Molecule: messenger RNA, 3642 nt
Organism: Medicago truncatula (barrel medic)
Lineage: Eukaryota; Viridiplantae; Streptophyta; Magnoliopsida; Fabales; Fabaceae
Exons: 7
Coding region: 47-3340 (1097 amino acids)
Source: RefSeq, a predicted model, not a curated record
ACUAUAAUCGUUACCAUCAUUUACUAGUUUUUAUACCCAUGAUGAGAUGCUCUCUGUAGAAGAGCAAACAACAAAAAAUACUGUUGCAGAAAAUGAUGACAGUGUCGUGGAUUCCCUUUCACUCUUUGAUGAUCUGAUUGAAAUUCCAAACCUGGAGAGUUUGAAGUUAUCCUCAAUCAAAAGCAAAAACAUAUGGAGAGACCAGCCUCUGUCAAAUAUUUGCUUUCAAAAUUUAAUAAAAUUAACUGUUAAAGAUUGCUAUAACUUAAAAUACUUAUGUUCAUUUUCUGUGGCUAGCAAAUUUAAGAAAUUGAAAGGCCUUUUUAUAAGUGAUUGUUUGAAGAUGGAGAAGAUUUUUAGCACUGAAGGAAACACUGUGGAAAAGGUCUGCAUUUUUCCUAAGUUGGAGGAAAUCCAGCUCAACAAAUUGAAUAUGUUGACAGACAUAUGCCAAGUUGAAGUUGGUGCUGAUUCCUUUUCUAGCCUCAUUUCUGUGCAAAUUGAAGGGUGUAAAAAACUUGACAAGAUUUUUCCAAGUCACAUGACAGGAUGCUUUGGGAGUUUAGACAUCUUAAAGGUUAUUGAUUGUAUGUCAGUGGAAAGUAUUUUUGAAGGAGUUAUUGGUUUCAAAAAUCUACGGAUUAUAGAGGUUACAGAAUGUCAUAACCUAAGCUAUGUCUUACCAGCUUCUGUGGCCAAAGAUCUAAAAAGGCUUGAAGGCAUUUCGGUGAGUCAUUGUGACAAAAUGAAGGAAAUUGUUGCUUCAGAUGAUGGACCACAAACACAAUUAGUGUUUCCUGAAGUAACCUUCAUGCAACUCUAUGGCCUGUUUAAUGUUAAGCGUUUCUAUAAGGGGGGACAUAUAGAAUGUCCAAAAUUGAAGCAGUUGGUCGUGAACUUUUGUCGUAAAUUGGACGUGUUCACAACAGAAACCACAAAUGAAGAAAGACAAGGCGUUUUCUUAGCUGAAAAGGUAAUCUCCAACUUGGAGAUCAUGGAAAUUCACUCAAAGGAUGCAUUGUGGUUAAAGAACAACACUUGGAAGUACCGAAUGGACUGUAUAAAAGAGCUUAGCUUACGCUAUCUCAGGGGUGUUGAACUUCUCUACUGGUUUCUGGACAGAAUGCCUAAUCUGGAAAAUUUAAACUUGUUUUCCGGCAACCUGCAUGAAGGGUUAGUGCCGAGUGGAAACAUUGGACCACAAGAAAGAUUGGGAACUGUAUUACAGCUCAAGACAUUGACUUUGUGGUUAUCAACGAUAAAGGAUCUAGGAUUUGACCGAGACCCACUUCUACAAAGACUAGAGCAUUUGCUCUUACUUGACUGCCACAGUUUGGUCACUUUAGCACCUUCCUCUCUAUCUUUGACUCACUUAACAUAUUUGGAAGUAAACUCUUGUCGUGGAUUAAUGAAUUUAAUGGCAAUCUCAACAGCCAAAAGCAUGGUUCAACUUGCAAAAAUGAAGGUAAUCGAAUGUAAAAUGCAGGAAAUAGUAACCAAUGAGGGAAAUGAAGAAGACAGAAUGAUUGAAGUUGUAUUUAGCAAAUUGGUUUAUUUAGAGCUGGUAGGAUUACAUUACCUUACAAGUUUCUGCAGCUACAAGAACUGUGAAUUUAAAUUCCCAUCACUGGAAAUACUGGUUGUGAGAGAAUGCGUCAGGAUGGAAACAUUCACUGUGGGUCAGACAACAGCACCAAAGCUACAAAAUAUACAUGUCAUUGAAGGAGAAGAGGAAGAGAAACAGUAUUGGGAAGGUGACUUGAAUACCACUAUACAAAAAAAAUUCAAAGACAAGAUUUCUUUCAAAUACAUGGAGAGGUUGAACCUUAUUAAUUAUCAUGAUUUAUUAGAACAAGUAUGGCAUUGCAGUGAUUUGGUGCAAGAGUACAUGUUUCGCAAUUUGACAUCCUUGGUGGUAUCAUAUCGUAACAAUCUAGUACACGCAAUUCCAUCUCAUUUACUUCCUUGCUUUGAGAAUUUGGACGAGUUAGAAGUAUCAGAUUGCAGUGCUGUGAAAGUCAUAUUUAAUUUAAAUGACACAAUGGUCACAAAAGCUUUGGGAAAAUUUCGCUUGAAAAAAUUGUUACUUUAUAAUCUACCAAUCCUGGAGCAUGUAUGGGACAAAGACCCUGAAGGAAUUUUUUUCCUUCAAGUACUACAAGAAAUGAGUGUUACAGAAUGUGAUAACCUUAAAUACUUGUUUCCUGCUUCGGUGGCUAAAGAUCUUACUAGACUCAAGGUGCUUAGUGCAACGAACUGUGAGGAGCUGGUAGAAAUAUUUUCGAAGGAUGAAAUACCUGCAGAAGGAGAAAUAAAAGAGUUUCCUCAACUGACCACAAUGCACCUAAUAAACUUGCCAAGGCUCAAAUACUUUUAUCCUCGUCUACAUAAGCUAGAAUGGCCUGCACUAAAAGAGCUGCAUGCACAUCCUUGUAACUUGACGAUACUCAAAUGUCGAGAAGAUCAUCCAGAGGACCAAGCCCUUAUUCCAAUUGAAAAGAUCCCCAGUAUGGAUAAGUUAAUAGUUGUUAUUGGAGACACCUUGGUCAGGUGGAAUCGAUGGUCUAGCAAAUUGCAAUUUGACAAACUGCAACACUUUCAAGAAGAGUCAGAUAGUGUGCUGCAUGUGUUCCUUGGCAUGUUACCUGCUAUAGGAAAGCUUGAAUUUGAUAAUUGUUUGGUUGAAGAGAUAUUCUCUCCUGAAAGACCUAAUGCUGAUUACAAAAGUGUCCUCUUGCACCUAACAGAAAUAGAGUUAAAUAAUAUGUUUAAUCUCAACUCCAUUGGUUUAGAGCACUCUUGGCUACACUCCAUUCCUGAAAAUCUCAAAAAAUUAGUAGUAACAAACUGUGGUCGUUUAAUAAACUUGGUACCAGACAUGGUAUCUUUCUCCAGCCUCAAAUAUUUGGAUGUAAGUAUAUGUAGUGGAAUGCUAUAUCUGUUUACAUCGUCAACAGCCAAAAGUCUGUGCCGACUCAAAGUAAUGAAGAUAGAAUCGUGUGAAUCAAUGCAAGAGAUAGUGUCCACAGAGGGGGAUGAAUCAGGUGAAGAUAAAAAGUUAAUAUUUGAGGACCUCCGCACUUUGUUUCUAAAAGAUUUAUCAAAGCUAAGGUGCUUUUAUUCUGGGAAGUUUUCCUUGUGCUUUCCAUCCUUGGAGAAAGUGUCCUUGAUUCUAUGCAUCUCGAUGAAUACUUUCAGUCCAGUCAACGAGAUAGAUCCAACCAAAUUGUAUUAUGGAGGAGUUAGAUUCCACACAGGUGAACCACAAUGGGAAGUUGAUCUGAAUUCUACAAUACGCAAGUGGGUUGAGGAAGAGAUGCCAUUUAUGCAUGGUUCAUGAAAGGUGAAAAAGUAUAGGGUGUUGCGCUAAAAGCCUAAAACCACACUUAGAGGAGCAAGGGUACUCUAUCGUAGAAGUAGAAGAUUAUCAUAUCAACAAGGAUUCAUUAACAAGUACUAAACUAAUUAAGAUUAUUUAUUAUUUAGACGGACAAGUAUUAGAAUGAUUUCAGUAACUGAAUAAAAAGUAAUGACGAAAAAGGAUAAAAACACGGAGCUGUAAAUCAAUAGAGAGAUCUAGUGUCGUGGUUUCACUUGCAAGUUUUGAUUCCUUUAUGUCUAGUUCUAAUUAAAUUCCUUUAU